Molecule: messenger RNA, 6010 nt
Organism: Archocentrus centrarchus (flier cichlid)
Lineage: Eukaryota; Metazoa; Chordata; Actinopteri; Cichliformes; Cichlidae
Product: collagen alpha-1(II) chain-like
Exons: 54
Coding region: 196-4650 (1484 amino acids)
Biological process (GO): extracellular matrix organization
Molecular function (GO): extracellular matrix structural constituent conferring tensile strength; protein binding
Source: RefSeq, a predicted model, not a curated record
GGUGCCUGCACUGACGCAGUGGGUGCAGAGUGCCAGCCGGGGCCCCGUAGUGGAUUCCACUUAGAUUUUGGAGGGUUUGACUGCAUGGUGCCAUAAGUCUCUGGGAACACGAAUUUAACAUACCACUGACUGAAAGCCUGGUCUCCUCCUUCCCUUCACUUCUCACCCAAACUCCUGCAUGUCUAAUUUUUAGACAUGUUCAGCUUUGUGGACUCAAGGACUGUUCUGCUACUUGUAGCAUCCCAAGUUGUUUUACUAUCCAUGGUCAGAUGUCAGGAGGAGGAUGACCAGGAGAUAGGGGGCUGCAUCCAGGAUAGCCAGCUGUAUAAUGAUAAGGAUGUGUGGAAGCCAGAGCCGUGUCGUAUCUGUGUGUGUGACAGCGGAGCGGUUCUGUGUGAUGAGAUAAUCUGCGAGGAGAUCAAAGAGUGUGCCAACCCUAUCAUCCCAUCUGGAGAGUGCUGUCCCAUCUGCCCUGCUGAUGCCAGUUCCCCCAUUGAGACAAUUGGGGCUAAGGGUCAGAAAGGAGAACCAGGAGAGAUUGCAGAUGUCAUAGGACCAAGAGGACCACAAGGGCCUAUGGGCCCCCCAGGUGAGCAGGGACCACGAGGAGAAGCUGGCGCUAAAGGUGAUAAGGGAAAUCCUGGACCUCGAGGAAGAGAUGGCGAGCCUGGCACCCCCGGAAACCCUGGCCCGCCCGGCCCACCUGGACCACCAGGACUUGGAGGGAACUUUGCUGCUCAGAUGGCUCAGGGUUUUGAUGAGAAGGCUGGAGGCGCUCAGAUGGGUGUGAUGCAGGGACCAAUGGGUCCUAUGGGUCCUCGAGGUCCUCCUGGGCCCUCUGGAGCUCCUGGGCCACAAGGUUUCCAAGGAUCCCCUGGAGAGACUGGAGAACCCGGAUCAGCUGGACCAAUGGGACCUCAUGGACCACCUGGACCUUCGGGGAAACCAGGAAGUGAUGGUGAAUCUGGCAAACCUGGCAAACCCGGUGAGCGUGGACCUGCAGGGCCUCAGGGAGCUCGUGGAUUCCCUGGAACUCCUGGACUUCCUGGCAUUAAAGGACACAGAGGUCAUCCAGGUCUGGAUGGAGCUAAGGGAGAGAAUGGUGCUGCAGGAGCUAAGGGUGAGGCUGGUUCUCCUGGAGAGAAUGGUGCCCCUGGACCCAUGGGUCCACGUGGUCUACCUGGUGAGAGAGGGCGUCCUGGAGCUGCUGGAGCUGCAGGAGCCCGUGGAAAUGAUGGCUUGCCUGGUCCUGCCGGUCCACCUGGACCAGUAGGUCCUGCUGGAGCCCCCGGCUUCCCAGGAUCCCCAGGAUCAAAGGGAGAAGCUGGUCCUACUGGUGCCCGUGGACCUGAAGGAGCCCAGGGGCAACGCGGAGAGGCUGGUACCCCAGGUUCUCCCGGACCUGCUGGAGCAUCGGGUAACCCCGGUACUGAUGGUAUUCCUGGAGCUAAAGGAUCUGCUGGUGCUCCUGGUAUUGCUGGUGCUCCUGGAUUCCCCGGCCCCCGUGGCCCACCUGGACCUCAGGGAGCAACAGGACCUCUGGGGCCCAAAGGACAGUCUGGAGACCCUGGUCUUCCUGGAUUCAAAGGUGAAGCUGGACCGAAGGGAGAGCUUGGCCCUGUUGGUCCUCAAGGUCCCCCUGGCCUGCCAGGAGAAGAAGGAAAGAGAGGUGCCAGGGGAGAGCCUGGAGCUGCUGGACCAAAUGGACCUCCAGGAGAGAGAGGAGCUCCCGGUAACCGUGGUUUCCCUGGUCAGGAUGGUCUUGCUGGUGCUAAGGGUGUCCCUGGAGACCGUGGUCUUCCUGGUGCUACUGGACCUAAAGGUGCUACUGGGGAACCUGGACGCACGGGAGAGUCUGGUCUCCCUGGAGCCAGAGGUCUUACUGGUCGUCCUGGAGAUGCUGGUCCUCAAGGCAAAGUUGGACCUGCUGGUGCCCCUGGUGAUGAUGGACGCCCUGGCCCACCUGGUCCUCAGGGAGCCCGUGGACAGCCAGGAGUGAUGGGAUUCCCUGGACCAAAGGGAGCCAAUGGUGAGCCUGGAAAGCCAGGAGAGAAGGGACUUCUGGGUCGUCCUGGUGUGAGAGGCCUGCCUGGAAAAGAUGGAGAGACUGGUCCUUCUGGACCUCCUGGUUCUGCUGGACCUGCUGGAGAAAGGGGAGAACAAGGACCACCUGGACCCCCUGGCUUCCAGGGUCUACCUGGACCAUCUGGUGCCCCAGGAGAGUCUGGAAAAUCUGGAGAGGCGGGUGUUCCUGGAGAGGCUGGAGCUCCUGGUGCUGUUGGACCCAGAGGCGAACGUGGUUUCCCUGGCGAGAGAGGUGGUGCAGGACCCCAGGGUCUUCAGGGACCUCGUGGACUUGCUGGAACACCAGGCAGUGAUGGACCUAAGGGAGCCAUUGGACCAGCUGGUCCUUCUGGAGCCCAGGGACCCCCAGGCCUGCAAGGUAUGCCAGGAGAGAGAGGAACUGCUGGUAUCCCAGGAUCCAAGGGAGACAGAGGCGACAAUGGUGCAAAAGGACCCGAGGGUGCUCCUGGAAAGGAUGGUGCUAGAGGUUUGGGUGGUCCUAUUGGUCCUCCUGGCCCAGCCGGACCCAACGGUGCCAAGGGUGAGACGGGACCUACUGGCCCUACUGGUGUUUCUGGUGCUCGUGGUGCUCCUGGAGACCGUGGUGAGGUUGGUCCUCCUGGGCCUGCUGGGUUUGCUGGACCUCCUGGUGCAGAUGGUCAGCCUGGUGCCAAGGGAGAGGUUGGUGAGCGUGGACUAAAAGGAGAGGCUGGUUCUCUUGGACCUCAGGGACCAUCUGGAGCUCCUGGACCUGUGGGACCUACUGGUGUAUCUGGACCUAAAGGAGCACGUGGUGCGCAAGGAGCUCCUGGUUCCACAGGUUUCCCCGGUGCCGCUGGCAGAGUUGGACCUCCUGGUCCUAAUGGUAACCCCGGCCCUGUUGGUCCCGCCGGCCCCGCUGGUAAAGAUGGUCCAAAGGGUGUCCGUGGUGAUGCUGGCCUCCCAGGACGACCAGGAGAUGCGGGACUUCGUGGACUGCCAGGCCCACAGGGAGAGAAAGGAGAGCCUGGAGAAGAGGGGCAACCUGGUGCUGAAGGGCCUUCAGGCCCUCAAGGUUUGGCUGGAUCCCGUGGUAUUGUCGGUUUGCCUGGUCAGCGUGGAGAGAGAGGGUUCCCUGGUCUUCUUGGACCUGCUGGAGAGCCUGGUAAACAGGGAGGUCCUGGUUCUGCUGGUGACCGUGGACCGCCUGGACCAGUUGGGCCUCCUGGACUUACUGGACCUGCUGGAGAGCCUGGCAGAGAGGGUACCCCUGGAUCAGAUGGACCCCCUGGUAGGGAUGGAGCUUCUGGAGUCAAGGGAGAGCGAGGUAACACUGGUCCUGCUGGUGCUCCCGGUGCUCCCGGUCCCCCUGGUCCCCAUGGCCCUGUAGGACCCCUGGGCAAGCAGGGAGACAGAGGAGAGGCUGGCACUCAAGGACCUGCUGGACCCCCAGGACCAGCUGGGGCUAGAGGAAUGGCUGGGCCCCAAGGACCACGUGGAGACAAAGGAGAGGCUGGCGAGGCUGGAGAGAGGGGACAGAAGGGUCACCGUGGCUUUACUGGUCUGCAGGGUCUUCCUGGACCCCCUGGUUCCCCUGGAGAUUCUGGAGCUGCUGGACCUGCAGGCCCAAGUGGUGCUAAGGGACCCCCUGGACCAGCCGGACCUGCUGGCAAAGAUGGAAAUAAUGGACAGCCUGGCCCCAUUGGACCUCCUGGACCUCGUGGACGCUCUGGAGAAUCUGGUCCUGUUGGUCCUCCUGGUAACCCCGGACCUCCUGGUCCUCCCGGUCCACCUGGCCCUGGCAUCGACAUGUCUGCAUUUGCUGGCCUGGGUCAGGUUGAGAAGGGCCCUGAUCCUCUCAGGUACAUGAGGGCUGAUGAGGCCUCCAGCUCUCUGAGGCAGCACGACAUAGAGGUUGAUUCAACACUGAAGUCCAUCACCAACCAGAUUGAGAACCUGCGCAGCCCUGAUGGCUCCCAGAAGAAUCCUGCUCGCACCUGCAGAGACCUCAAACUGUGCCAUCCUGAGUGGAAAAGCGGUGAGUACUGGGUUGAUCCAAACAUUGGCAGCACAGCUGAUGCCAUUAAGGUCUUCUGUAACAUGGACACUGGAGAGACCUGUGUCUACCCAAUCAUCGCCAAGGUACCAAAGAAGAACUGGUGGACAAGCAAUAGCAAGAGCCGCAAACACAUCUGGUUUGGAGAGACCAUGAGAGGAGGAUUGCAUUUCAGUUAUGCUCAGGACGGCCCUGCUGCCAACAUCCAGCUGACCUUCUUGAGGCUUCUGUCCACUGAAGCAUCGCAGAACCUCACUUACCACUGCAAGAACAGCAUUGCCUACAUGGACCAGGCCACCGGGAACCUGAAGAAGGCUCUGCUGCUACAGGGCCACAACGAGGUGGAGAUCCGUGCAGAGGGCAACAGUCGCUUCACUUACGCAGUACUGGAGGAUGGCUGCAAGAGUCAUACGGGCCAGUGGGGCAAGACUGUCUUUGAGUACAAAACACAGAAAACCUCCCGUCUGCCAAUCACAGACAUUGCUCCUUUGGACAUCGGAGGAGCGGACCAGGAGUUCGGAGUGGAUGUAGGCGCAGUCUGCUUCUCGUAAAGUGGAGUUUCACAACGGCCCCCCAAAACACAGGAAAUAAACUCAACCAUGAAACAUUAAACACGUCCACAAUAAAGAAGACUGGAAAUUAUAAAAUAAAAUUGAUCUCUUUUUUUUCUUUCUCACAACGAAGUGCUCUCCAAGUUGUACUCCCUGGAUGUUAGCACUGAAGGGCACAGGCAAUAUCUGUACACCACACCAGCACUCUCUGUCAACCCGCUUCCUGAGAUCCAGUCAUGUUUCCCAUGGCCCGCCGUUGACAGAAAUGAGUCCGAGCCAGGAGGUAGAGGAACCAAAUGAACAAGUUAUGAACAGAAACAUGGCUUGAUGUCACUUAUUUAUUGUUUAAUCUGAAUAGGAAGAGUUGAGGUAGGACUGGACUGGUUCACUUUGUAAGUAAGUCAAGCCCCCUUUUCCACUACAACCUCUGUCGCAGUCCUACUCCACCUCCCUUCCUGUUUCUCUCCUGAUACACAAAUAUGGCAUUUGAAUCAGUGUAGACCAAAAACUAAUAAUCUCAGUAGGUGAAAGUGUGAGCUCCAGGUCCAUCCAUCGCGAGCAGGAGCAGAAGCUUUUACUCUGUAUUAUAAAUCCUUGGUUCUAUUGUUGUAAAAGUCUGUGUUUAUAAACAACCAGAUGGUUUUAUAUAUAUUUCCACAUUAUGUGUGUACAUGUGUCUAGAUGCACACCAACACUUUUUUGGAAAGUGAGGUUACAUUUGGGAUGUAUGCUUCCAGUGUCCUGUACCCCUUGACUGCCCAUCAGACGAAGGCCCAGUUUGUAUCCCCACCAAAAAAAGAAAUUUGUUUUGAAGAAGAAGAAUUUGUUUUGCUUUUUUUUCUUAUUGUAGUCAUCCAGAUUGUUCAAAGCUACCUCACACUGAGAAACAAAGUGAAAAUGUUGAAUUUAAAUCUGAGCUGACCAAACUAUUAGCUUUCAGAUGGAUCUGGAGCUUCAAUAACCAUCUUUGCUUUAGGUUGCUCUGUAUUCAGAAGGUGCUAUGACUUCUGCAAAUCACCAGUCAUGUCCCUGACCCCCCACCCACUUAUCCCCACUAGCCUCACACCACACACUCACACUCCACCCUGGAGGAAGGGGUGCAGUCAGGUUAAGGCAGGAGAGCUCGGAGGCCUCCUGUGACGUGGAGCUGCGACAACAGUCCCUCAAAAUCAAACAGGGUGUGUUGUCUCUGUGUGUGUGAGGGUGUGUACAUUUUUUAAAUUAAUUUUAUAAUGAUCAUGAUCAUUCUUGUUUUUAUUUUGGUACACUUCUAAUUGAUGUAAAUUGAAAAAUAAAAGGAAAACCGAACUGAGGAUGAUGUUUAUUUUUAAUUGAGUUUUGAAUAAAAACACCAAUGGCG